Messenger RNA from Trifolium pratense (red clover), 1081 nucleotides. RefSeq names its product gamma-glutamylcyclotransferase 2-3. The transcript has 8 exons. Gene Ontology annotation, molecular function: glutathione specific gamma-glutamylcyclotransferase activity; gamma-glutamylcyclotransferase activity. Gene Ontology annotation, biological process: glutathione catabolic process. Gene Ontology annotation, cellular component: cytoplasm. The record is from RefSeq and is a predicted model, not a curated record. The coding region runs from base 269 to 826 and encodes 185 amino acids. Lineage: Eukaryota; Viridiplantae; Streptophyta; Magnoliopsida; Fabales; Fabaceae.
UAGAUUAUAUGUCAGGUGUUAAAAAACCAAAACUGCAAUUAAAUAAUCAGAGAGAUCAGUCAGAUGAUCCAAUCCAAUGAGUGAGUGAAGUUUCCAAGUGAUUGUCAAGUUUCUCAGUUCCAAAUUCCAAUCAAACUCACAAUUUUACAACUUCCUUCACUUACCCACUCAUUCACUUUGUGUUCUUUAUUCUCUGUGUGUGUUUCAACACUAUCAAUUACCAUAACCAACAACAACAAAAGUGAAAAUUGAAAACCUUAAAAACAACAUGGCAAUAUGGGUAUUUGGUUAUGGUUCUUUAAUCUCAAAAGCUGGUUUUAACUACGAUGAACGUCUUGUUGGUUUCAUCAAAGGUUAUCGACGUGUUUUUUACCAAGGUUCUACUGAUCAUAGAGGAACCCCUGAGUUUCCUGGAAGAACUGUCACAUUAGAGCCUGCUGAAGGAGAAAUUUGUUGGGGAGCUGCUUACAAGAUCUCAAAGGAAGAAGAUCAAGAAAUUGCAUUGACGUAUCUUGAAGUGAGGGAGAAACAAUACGACCGAAAGGAAUAUGUGGAUAUUUUCACUGAGCUUAAUGCUGCAACGCCAGCCGUUUCUGGGGCAUUGGUAUAUAUAGCAUCGCCAGACAAGAAAGUCAAUAUAAAUUAUUUAGGUCCUGCAUCUGUUGAAGAUAUUGCAAGGCAAAUUGUUCAAGCUGAAGGCCCCUCAGGACCUAAUAGAGAGUAUCUAUUCGUACUUGAAAACGCUCUCCUUCAAAUUGGAAGCAAAGACGAGCAUGUUAUUGAUCUUGCAAAUGAAGUCAGGCGUAUAAUUUCAGAAGAGAACUGAAUGAUUCAAGUGUUAUUAGCACCAGACAUUCUGAGACUAUUGAGCAAGCCCUAUAUUUAUAAUCCAUUGGAAACUUCAAUUCUUUCAAAAAUGUUAUCGGGAGAUAAUAUUGAAUAUUGAUCUUCUCAUGUAAUAUCUUGUUUCUGCUUUAAUGCAGCUGAGUAGAAGUGGAACCGACCAUUGCAAUAGUAGAACCAAACUACAAUGCUUAUUAUAUAAGUGAUUAUGUAUAACUAUAAGUUAUUUUAUAACAAA